CUGAGAAACGCUAUUUAAUGCGUAGUCCAAGUCCGUAACAAUCAAUUCACUCUUUGCUCCGCGAAGCAGGCUAGCUGACUUAUUUGAAGCAAGAAGAUGAAGUCUGUUGUGACCAUGUUGUUACUGGUUAGCUUGGGUUCAACUGCUGCAGAAACUAAAGGAUUUAUCUUUGAAAACGGCGAGUAUUCUUACAAGAUCGUGCUCUCCAGCGAUGACAGCCGAACGUGGUACGAAGCCGAGGAGAUCUGCCGAGAGCACGAAGGUGGGCAUUUGGCGAGUAUUGCCGACGAAGACGAAAACAAGUAUUUGAACGACAAGAUUCAGCUCGUUAGCAGCUCGCCAAGCAAACCAGAACACCUUUGGCUCGGGGCAAAAGACGACCAAUAUUUCGGACGUGUUUACCAAUGGGCGGAUGGGAAAACGUUUCGGUACAACUCUGCAUUCUGGGCACCUGGUGAAUCCCGCACAGACCAUUAUGAUGAAUAUGAAAUCUGUAUUGCACUUAAGUCCACUGGGGACCUCGCUGAUUGGACUGAAGCAGACUGUUAUGAACCAAAAGGUUACAUCUGUAAAAUUGAAGGUGUCCCAAGGAGACUGGUGGAGCCCAAGAGAUUUGGCUAUGAGUUUGACCGUGGCACCUUCAUAUACAAGUUCUUUUUCCUGAGUUACGAGAUGCUCACCUGGCCGGAAGCCGAAAUCUACUGUCGUGAUGCAGAGGGCGGUCACCUGGCCAGCGUGCGAGACUUACGAGAGAACAAAUACAUAGAAUCGAAGCUGCGAAUGCUCAGAUAUUACUUUGGAUAUCCCAAAUGGUGGAUAGGAGCUUCGGACCUCUAUACUGAAGGAAACUUCAGUUGGACCGAUGGCAAACCCUUCACAUAUCAGCGCUGGGUUCAGGGGGAGCCCUCAGGCCAUCACAGGGGCAACAAGGAGGACUGUGCUGUUAUAACCGCUGACCCGCACUGGGGGCGAUGGAAGGAUGAUUAUUGUUUACACCAUCUCCCUUUCAUUUGCAAAAUCAGAGUUUGCAACCAGCGAGCCGAUAUUGGUUUCGCCAUUGACGCAUCUACAAGCGUCAGAGGAAGUGGCUUUAGAAAAUCCAAGGAUUUCAUCAAAUUCGUUCUGCAGCGGUUCAAAAUCUCUGAGCUUGGCAUUCAUGUGGGUUUGAUCCGCUUCUCCACUACUGCCAGAGUGAUAUUCAAUUUCGAAGAAUACUACACGAACGGGGACAUAAAUGCAGCCGUUGACAGCAUGAGGUACGUCAAAGGAGGCACAUACACCGACCGGGCCCUGAGACUGGCGAGGACCAAAUUAUUUCUCGAGAAACCACUGGGCAGUUCCCGUCCCUUAAUUCCCAAAUUCUUGGUUGUGAUGACAGAUGGCAUUUCAAAGAAUACUAGAAUUACAGCUAUGGAAGCUAAGGUGCUAAAGGAAAGAGGCGUUCAUAUUAUAGUAGUGGGUGUUGGUCGCAAUCUGGCGAGAAAGGAGUUGAUAAAUAUUGCGUCAUCUCCCCAAGACGUCAUCACUGCCACUUCGUUCAGAGCUCUGAAGAAAAUCGUGGUUGUAGCGAAGGAAAAAGUUUGUGGAGGAUUGUGAUAAACAGCA
Messenger RNA from Orbicella faveolata, 1605 nucleotides. Its product is annotated as macrophage mannose receptor 1-like. NCBI's taxonomy places the organism in Eukaryota, Metazoa, Cnidaria, Anthozoa, Scleractinia, Merulinidae. The record is from RefSeq and is a predicted model, not a curated record.